AUGACGUCAGUACGUGAGGACUGAACGAAACGUCAUCCUUACGGCUGCAGCUUUGGUCCUGAAGUGGUGCGUGGCCUUUCUUCCUCUCUAGCUUCAACCUAACAAUUAAGCAAAUUAUCUUUAAGUUUAAUUUUAUAACCAUGGCGCGAAACAUCCCCUUCUUCGCCGCACCCGUUUAUCUGCUCCUUAUCACUGUACUGUGUUAUCGAGUGGCUGCGGACGGGCUGGUGAACGAGGAGGUGAAACGAACGGUGGACCUGAGCACGCACCUUGCUAAGAUAACAGCAGAGAUUCUUCUGUCAAAUCAAGGAGACACGGCGGUACAUAACUUUAUCUUGGCGGUAGAGCCCGACCUGGCCCCCCACCUCGCUUAUGUCGGUGCAUCGGUGAAGGGUGAUGAAGAGGAGGAUGCCAUGCUUGAGCUCAAGCAAACAACAAUCCAAGGUCAAAGUGGGGAGUUUUACAAGGUGCAGUUACCCUCCAGUCUGGGUGUGGGUGCUAAGCUGCGGGUGAAGGUGGAGACUGUCCUGAGCCACAUCCUGAGGCCCUUCCCCACCCACAUCACCCAGGCUGAGCGUCAGCUGGUGGUGUUCCAGGGUAACCACUACCUGUACUCCCCCUACCCCACCCGCAGCCAGACCACCCGCGUCCGCCUCGCCUCUAAGACUGUGGAGAGCUACACCAAGCUGGGCAACCCCAGCAAGAGCGAUGAAGCUAUUGAGUAUGGCCCCUUCCGUGAUGUUGCCCCUUUCAGCGAGGAUGCCAUGAAGGUCCAUUAUGAGAACAACACACCCUUCCUCACCAUUAGCAGCAUCACCCGCAUCAUCGAAGUCUCCCAUUGGGGAAACAUUGCUGUGGAAGAGACCAUUGACAUGAGGCACACCGGUGCAUUCCUGAAAGGGCCUUUCUCCCGUUAUGACUACCAGCGUCAGUCUGACAGUGGCAUCUCAUCAGUUAAAUCCUUUAAGACCAUCCUUCCUGCAUCAGCCCAGGAUGUGUACUACCGGGAUGAGAUCGGCAACAUAUCCACCUCCCACCUACAGAUUCUGGAAGAAUCUGUGGAGGUGGAGGUUCGGCCCCGCUUCCCUCUGUUUGGUGGCUGGAAGACCCACUACAUUAUCGGCUACAAUCUGCCCAGCUAUGAGUACCUCUACACUCUGGGGGAUCAGUAUGCUCUGAAGAUGAGGCUGGUUGACCAUGUAUAUGAUGACCAAGUCAUCGACUCCCUCACUGUUAAACUCAUACUGCCAGAAGGCGCCAGGAACAUCCAUGUGGAAACCCCCUACCCCAUUGACCGCAUUCCAGACCAGCUGCACUACACCUACCUGGACACCUUUGGUCGUCCUGUGCUGGUGGCUUCUAAGAACAAUCUGGUGGAGCAGCACAUCCAGGAUAUAGUGGUGCAUUAUACCUUCAAUAAGAUCCUGAUGCUGCAGGAGCCUCUAUUGGUGGUGGGUGCCUUCUACAUCCUCUUCUUCACAGUCAUCAUCUACGUGCGCCUGGACUUCUCCAUCACGAAGGACCCUGCUGCAGAGGUUCGUAUGAAGGUGGCCUCCAUCACAGAGCAGGUCCUGACUCUGGUCAACAAGCGUUUAGGGCUGUACCGCCACAUGGAUGAGGUGGUGAAUCGCUAUAAGCAAUCCCGAGACACGGGGGCCCUGAACAGCGGCCGCAAGACCCUGGAGGCCGACCACCGCACCCUCACCAACGACAUCAGCUCCCUGCAGGCCCGCCUCAAAACAGAGGGCUCCGACCUCGCAGAUAAGGUGGGUGAGGUGCAGAAGCUGGACGGCCAGGUGAAGGACCUGGUGGGUCGCUCCUGUCAAGAGGCUGAGCGCCUGGUGGCAGGCAAGGUGAAGAAGGAGGCCUACAUCGACAACGAGAAGACCCUUGCUAGCAAGAGACUGGAGCUGGUGACGCGCAUCGACAGUCUGCUGGACACCCUGUAAACGCCACAAUACACACGUGAUGGUGUGCAGUAUACACACACGCUAUACACACACACACACACACAAACGUGCUGCCCCAGCUACACAUCUGUUGAACCGCUCUUGCACUCAUUUAUAAUAAGGAACAUCGACAUUUUCACUCUUAUACCCCGCAAGCUCAAUGUCCAUCCUCUGAGACCCAGACACGAAAUAAACACACUCGCGCAAAGUAACCUGUAGGUGCAUACAAACACUCGUGCCUUUGUGCCUCGCUAAAAACAUGACGGCAUUAUGCUUAACACCACAGUGAGUGCUUGCGUCACACCUUAUGUGGGAGAGUCUAGUGUGAGUUAAAUUGCGCGGGAGAGUGUUGCUCAGAGUAAAUGCAGCAUUUUCAUGUUUAAAUUUGGAAUCCUCUUGUAUUGUUUAGUUUUCACCCUUUUUGUAUGAUUUUUGGAGAUGAACAAUAAAUUGUUUUACUAUGGAUAGUCAAGUUACUCUGUAAGGGUUGUCUCAUACAUGUCUCAUCUGUCCCAUGUCUAUACUCCCAUGAGCCCUUCCAACCUGUGUGCUCCUCUAAAGGGGAAGUAGUCAUCAUUGCCGGUGCCCCUGAAAUAAGGGGGUCCAUGUGAGUCAACAAUCUCUAAUUGUCUUUGUCAUAUUCUUUGCACUUACAAACCACAACCACAAGGAGCAAUCCUUCCCCCUGGCCAUUACAUUUUGUAUAUUUGAACAAUGUUGAAGCUCUGAAACCGUGUGGAGCCCAAUUCAAAGGGUUACCGUCUUUAUGUUAAGUUUCUAAUUGUUCCUCUGUAAAAUUUCUAACAUUUGUAUGAUUUCUUGUUUUGUAAUGGUAUGUUUUGUUUGAUUAGUAAAUGCAUGACAGGCCAUGUGUGUGGGGAAGAGUAUGUGGAAAUCAAAGACAUUGGUUGAUAAUGUAAGUAAACCUGUACCAGUAGUAAAUUUAAAUGGGGGAAAGUAACCAAAUUUGAAAUAAAUCUGGGAAAAAAUACAAA
Messenger RNA from Oncorhynchus keta (chum salmon), 2944 nucleotides. Its product is annotated as dolichyl-diphosphooligosaccharide--protein glycosyltransferase subunit 1-like. The coding region runs from base 141 to 1949 and encodes 602 amino acids. The record is from RefSeq and is a predicted model, not a curated record. The transcript has 10 exons. Gene Ontology annotation, cellular component: oligosaccharyltransferase complex; membrane. NCBI's taxonomy places the organism in Eukaryota, Metazoa, Chordata, Actinopteri, Salmoniformes, Salmonidae.